CGUUAAUUUGCCUCUUCUUACCAAUGUAUACACACCAAAACGUAUCUCCUUACUAAGAAGUACGAUGUUACUUGAUUCACUACCACUUGACAUCUACCAUUGAUUUUGCUUUUUACAAACAUCCAACUCAUUUGAAAGGGAACGGUUAACAAGAAUUUAUUUAUCUAUUUUAAAAUUGUAUUUUUUCUUUUUAAUUUUAUAAUCCUCGAAACCUUUCUCUUUUUGACACGUUGGAAGCUGAACCCAUUUCAAGUUUGCCAUCUCUUGUGAAAUCAGCUAUUUGCGUGCGUGCUACUCAAACAACUGAAGCAUAGUUGCUUGAUUUCUUUUUUUAUCUAAUAAAAAGAUAAAACUGGUCUCUCCUUGCACGCGCUUCUCUUCGGGUUUUGUUUUAGUACACGUAAUCACUUCUUCGCAGCGUUAUUGAGGUUAAUUCUUUACGUUGCCUUUCUUUUUUCUGCUUUUUAUUUUUAGAUAAAUCUACUGUAGGAACCUUUCUUCUUCGUCUGUGUUCCUUAGCUUAGAAGUCGCCUGUAACUUGCCGAGACAGUGAUAUUUUCCAUUGUGGGUUACUUCUUCGUUUUAAGGACUUUAGGAGGUUUGCUCCAGUAUUGUUUUUGAAAUUUUGUUUCGUUCAUAGAGUUCUUUUGAAAUCGGAUCUCUUGUGUGUUUCCCUUUCGAAGUCAAGUUGACAUAUACUUUUCUUCUCUCUUACCAAUUCGGUACGGAAUAAUCCAGUUUAUCCGUUGUUGAACCGUUCGGCUCGUAUACCAAUAGGGCGAAUAAGAAACGGAUAUUUGUUACGUAGUGUUCCGGUUUGUUUGUUUACAUCUUGCUCUAACGCGGUUAACUUCUCAGGAUUAGAACAAUUCGAAAAAAUUAACGAAUUUCCUUCUUUUCCUAUCUAAAAAGCUUUCGCUUGUCACUGUUUUUCUAUUUUUUCUUCUUCGUUUCAGUGUCGCCAAUUUGCAUUCACAAUUUCCUAUUCCAGGUGAUCUACCACCUAUUCCUCAACCAGCUGUAGUUCAUAUGAAGGGUGAAUUGAAUAUUCCUUCGCUGAGUCGAUUUGGGAAAUCGAUUUCGGCUUCUUUACAUCACCAAAAUGACCCUUCAAAUGAGGAUAACGAUACGGGUUCUCAAAUUCGUGGCUCAUCUAACAGCGGUUUAGGCCGUAGAAACUCCAUUUUUAGUAUCAACUCCUCGAAUGGUUUUGGUUCUUUGUCUGGCAAUCGUUCAACCAAGCAGUCCGCUGUACGACCUCCUCCUCUUGCCAGUUCCCCGGAUGAAGCUACAAUUGCUUUUUCAAACAAUAACUCCUCAACUGUUUCUACACCCGUAAAUAAUACAAUGCCUACCAAACCUCCCUUAACUUGGAGUCCUUCUUCAGCGAACCUUUUUGGGACUUCCCGUGUCACUUCUAUAAUUGGAAACAAUGUUUCAGAAAUCGUUCCUCCUGUCAUCAAGAAAGCUAUUGCUUCCUCACAUGGUGGUGGUAUGUCACUUUCCAUUGUUUUAUUAGAACCCGUUUUGUACCUUUCCGGAUAUGACCUCAAUGAGUGCCAAAAUGAGAAUCCUGUCAUUUUGCGUGGUGCCUUGGUACUACGUGUCGCCAAGCCAGCAAACAUUCGUGGCAUUUCUUUGUCGUUUGGUGGCCGUUCUAGGACAGAAUGGCCUGAAGGCAUUCCGGUCAAAGGACACGAAACUUAUGAGGAUAAAAUUAUCAUUUGCCACCAUUGGAAUUUCUACAAUCCAAAUAUGAAAGAUGCCGAUGCUCCUCAGCAUGGAGCUGACGUUGCCCGUCUCGUUGGUCAGCACGUUUCUCUCCCAUCUUCCUCUGCUGCUGGUCUUCGAGGCUAUAGUGUUUUUGCACCUGGUGAGUAUACUUAUAAUUUUGAUUUAGCAAUUCCAAAUUGCUUUCCCGAAUCGGUAGAGGCCAAAUUGGGUUGGGUACGCUAUUUUUUGGAAGCUACAGUUGAAAGAUUUGGUACAUUUAAGAGUAAUUUGAAUGGUCGGACGCCAGUUCAACUGGUUCGUACACCAUCACCUGCUAGUUUAUCUUCCAGUGAAUUAAUUAAUAUUUCGAGAGAUUGGGACGAGCGGUUACAUUACGAGCUACAAGUCUCUGGUAAGUCUUUUCGUCUUGGUGAGACUGUACCUAUCACUUUUAAGUUUUUAUUGCUUGACAAAGUCCGACUGUACAAAUUGUCCUUGUCUGUUGUCGAAACUGCUGAAUAUUGGUGCCGCAGCAGGAAGUUCCACCGAGUCGAUCCAAAACGCCGUGUGCUUUUGACGGAACGUUCUGUCAAACAACACCAGAACAUAGAUAGUUUAUUCUCUAUUCCCGAUGAAGGCGAUGGCAUAUCGAGUGCCAUUUUUAAUUUCGACGUAAAACUUCCUACGUGUUUAGUAAAAGAGCGGGACAGGUUGACGUUCGAUACCACUUAUAAGUACAUAAAGAUUCGACACAGGCUUAAAGCUCUUCUGGUUUUGUCUGUUGAAAAUGAGAAUAAUCCGGAUAAAAGGAAGUAUUUUGAAAUUAACAUAGAAACUCCUAUACGCAUCUUGUCUUGUCGGUGUGUAAAAGAUUCUACUCUAUUACCCCCCUAUGAACAAGCUCACCGGGAUAGUCAGGUGUUGCUACCAUGUCCUUGUCGUUUAGAUGCUACUCAGGUUGAACCUACUGAAAUCACCCCCUUCACAACGCAGACCGUUUUAGCAAGCUCUUCUGAUGGUAGUUCUCGUAAGCCUGCUCGUCCAGAAUUAUUUCGAAUUCCAUCAACGAAUCCACCUCCCUUUGAUGAAGAUGUUUGUCCUCCGCCUUGCGAAACUCCUCUCCCUAAUUAUGACGAACUAUUUGAUGCUCUUAGUUCUAUAAAUAUUCAAGAUUGUGAAACGGAUCUUGCUAAUGACGACACGAUACUGAAUAAUCGUAACAGAAGAACGCAAGUUACGACCAGUAAUAGUACCAGGGUGCCUCGUAGACAUUUGUCACGAACUGCUAGUCGCAGCUUUGAUGUACAUCGUUAGUUUCGAUGUCGGAUGAUCGAACCGCAAAAUGUGUAACUUCCGAUGUUAAACUUGGGUUUCCUUUUGGUUAAAAAUGAUGAUAUGUGGUGACAUGUUUGGGUAUACCAGCUGGGCUGGUUCUACUGCUACCAGGUUGGAUGAUAUUUAGUUGGUUACAUUUUCAACAUUGACUUUUUUAUGGUCUUAGAUUGAAAUCGUUGCUUGGGCACAUAUAAACGGCUGCGUCAUUGGAAAUACAGUUAAAAAAGAGAUUAUAUGACCGUCAAAAAGCACGUUAUUUGUUUUAUAUAUUUACUAUUCUUUUUGUUCAUGAUAAUAUUAUUCCGUAAAUCAUGAUAUACUAGAUAUGUUCGUAUAAUUGUUAUCGUUUACCAGUGGGAAAUAUUUAAUUUUAGUGAUAAUCAUUUAGAACAGCUCUGGAAAAUGAAAAAUUGUCUUGUGUUUAUGGUUA
Schizosaccharomyces octosporus yFS286 is the source of this 3478-nucleotide messenger RNA. RefSeq names its product arrestin Aly1. Gene Ontology annotation, cellular component: cytosol; cytoplasm. Gene Ontology annotation, biological process: ubiquitin-dependent endocytosis. The record is from RefSeq and is a predicted model, not a curated record. Gene Ontology annotation, molecular function: protein-macromolecule adaptor activity; ubiquitin protein ligase binding. The transcript has a single exon. The coding region runs from base 1030 to 3027 and encodes 665 amino acids. Lineage: Eukaryota; Fungi; Ascomycota; Schizosaccharomycetes; Schizosaccharomycetales; Schizosaccharomycetaceae.